CGGAAAGUGAGACAGUAACAACGAGUGGAGUGCAUGUCAGUGGCGCAUUGUUUAAUGAGUAACAACUGUAACGCCGUCAUUCUACAAGCUUUACAACUUAAACUAUUUGUCCAAUCCAUCUUCGGACUAAUUCAAGAUGUUUGGCUUUCAUAAGCCGAAAAUGUACAGAAGCCUGGACGGCUGUUGUAUCUGCAGGGCGAAAUCCUCCAGCUCCCGCUUCACUGACAGCAAACGCUACGAGAAGGACUUUCAGAGCUGCUUUGGCCUGUGUGAGACUCGCUCAGGAGAAAUCUGCAAUGCUUGUGUCCUGCUCGUGAAACGCUGGAAGAAGUUGCCGGCAGGUUCUAAGAAGAACUGGAAUCAUGUAGUGGAUGCGCGAGGUGGACCGAGCCUGAAGACCACAGUCAAGUCCAAAAAGGCAAAGUCCAUCUCCAGGAGAGCCCGGCCCAGCCAGAUCAGCCGCGUCCAGAAAGAGCUGAAAAGACACAACUCAGAUGCCCACAGCACCACCUCCAGUGCAAGCCCAGCACAGUCACCGAGUUACAGCAACCAAUCAGAUGAAGGCUCUGACUCCGAGCUGACACCUGGCUCCUCCCGAUCUCCAGUCUUCUCCUUCUUAGAUCUCACCUAUUGGAAAAGACAAAAGGUUUGCUGUGGCAUCAUCUACAAAGGCCGCUUUGGAGAGGUCCUGAUCGACCCCCAUCUCUACAAACCCUGCUGCCAGAAGAAACAAGAGCAAGAGCAAGAGGAGGAGGAGGAAGAGGAGGAAGAGGAGGAGGAAGCUCACACCAGCCAGGAGAGCAGGAGGAGCCCGGCUCCCGAGACCUUCCCUUCCCCUCCACCGGUCAAAGAGGAAGAGGAGGAGGAAGACGAUGAGGAAGAGGAGUGGUAAGACCACUCGUGGGGUCAUACACAUACACACACACACACACAGGGAACUGAAGCAGCAUUGGAAGGAGGCCUUGGAGAGCUCAGGAUGUGACUUCCUCAGGCCCUCUGUAGAAUUCCGGUCAGAUUGCCUUCAAUUCAUGAGCAG
Molecule: messenger RNA, 1036 nt
Organism: Sardina pilchardus (European sardine)
Lineage: Eukaryota; Metazoa; Chordata; Actinopteri; Clupeiformes; Clupeidae
Gene: sinhcaf
Product: SIN3-HDAC complex associated factor
Exons: 6
Coding region: 137-892 (251 amino acids)
Biological process (GO): negative regulation of cell migration
Cellular component (GO): Sin3-type complex
Source: RefSeq, a predicted model, not a curated record